This is a messenger RNA of Exaiptasia diaphana, 11227 nucleotides long. Its product is annotated as protein furry homolog-like. The transcript has 67 exons. Gene Ontology annotation, cellular component: cell cortex; site of polarized growth. Gene Ontology annotation, biological process: cell morphogenesis; neuron projection development. NCBI's taxonomy places the organism in Eukaryota, Metazoa, Cnidaria, Anthozoa, Actiniaria, Aiptasiidae. The record is from RefSeq and is a predicted model, not a curated record. Bases 216 to 10877 code for a protein of 3553 amino acids.
CGUCAAGCCGAAAAAAUCUAGACGAAUGUAGCUUAGCAAUGAGCUGAAAAAAGACCGAAAGUUUUUACAUUUUGGGYGCAAAAAACAKGUUUUUCCCAGGCUAUGUAAUUUCUGUUCUUAUMUGACUACAUUUGGCGAUGAUAGCUGUGUGAAAUUCGCUGAAGAAUUCAAUGAAACACGCACAAACAUGAGGGAAGCUCAUUUAUUGAAAUAUCAUGGAAAACCCUGAAAAACUAGAUUUACAAGAUGAUGAAUUAAACUCAGAGUCAAGAGAUGAUGAAAGCGAUCCCACUUUACCUUGGGCUGAUCUGGCGGAACUUCCGAACACUAUGCCUUCAGAUGACGGGGUGACCUCGGGGGAGUUUGUCUUGAGAACUUUAUUCGCAGAAUUCACCAUUUUAGCAGAGCAAAAAAUUGAAUUGGUAUUGGCAGAACCUUUGGAACGGCCAUUGUCCAAGACGCUACAAAGAGGUGAAGAUCCACAGUUUGACCAACUACUCAGUUCUCUGAAUAUUGUUGCUGAAUACAGRCUUUUGUCAUUAUUGAAGACUUUAUUCAAGUGGUAUGAGAAACAGCAAAAUUUCAAGUUUGGAGAUGAGAUUGACAGUCAAAAUAAGUCAAAAAGCAACAACAGACCUCGGAGUGGUGCUGAUUCCCCUAAACUGAUAGUCAAGAGUAACAAAGAAAAAGAUUAUCUUUCUGAAAGGAGAGAUCUUGCAGUUGACUUUCUCUUUUGUUUGGUUUUYAUUGAAAUUCUCAAGCAGCUUAAUGUUCACCCCAUUGAUGAUGAAAACUUACAGUACAUUGAGUCUCUGGCAUUCAGACGCUUUAAGCAAAGAGACAAUGAUUCAUCCAGCCCUUCYGCAACAAACAGUCAAAUUAUUGCAGCCCUUUAUGCUGAAGUCAUUGGUGUCCUUGCAAUGGCUCGCUUCCCUAACAUUCGCAAAAGAUUCACUACAGAGUUCAAAGAACAUCAAACUAAUCCAUCAACUCUGAUCAAUCUUAURUAUGGAAUGAAAUAUCUUAGAAUAAAGUUGUUUCCAGUAGAAGAGCUUGAAGAAGGAUUUCUUUUUCUGAGGGAAUGUGCAGCAUUGUUUAUUGACGCCAAAGAAAAGGAAAUCAAGUUUGCAUUUGCUUCAAUGUUUGUUGAGAUCCUUCUUCCAGUAGCAGCCUAUGCUAAUAGAGAAGUUAAUGUCCCUGCAUUGAAAAACUUUGUAGAUAUGAUGUUUCACCAUGCUCUUGACUUAACAAAAGUGAAAAGGAAUAUUCAGUCAACCUAUCCACUGGUAACAGUACUGCUGUGUGUAAGUCAAAAGGCAUUCUUCCUUAGUAACUGGUUCAAUUUUCUGUCYCAAUGUUUGACKAGCGUAAGGCAAAAAGAUGUKAAGAUACAAAGGAUAGCACUUGAGUGUCUCUACAGACUUAUCUGGGUUUAUGUUGUAAGAAUAAAAUGUGAAAACAACUCAACAACUGUGAGCCGUCUAAGAAGCAUCACAGAGACAUUGUUUCCCAGAGGUGCCAAGACAGUGGUUCCUUCACCUAAAGACGUUCCACUAAACAUCUUUGUUAAYAUCAUACAGUUUAUUGCUCAGGAAAAACUUGACUUUGCCAUGAAUGAUAUAAUCUUUGAUCUUCUGGGUGUUGGUAGGACWCGUCAAGUAAUAAGCCCAGAGAGAAUGAACAUUGGUUUAAGAGCAUUUUUUGUUAUUGCCGAUAAUCUUCAAAGAAAGGGUGGUGAAGCRCCUCCUAUGCCUAGUACAAUCAGUACCCUCCCCUCCGGUAACACCAUAAGGGUAAAGAAGAUCACACUACCAAAGACGCUGACAGAAAAAGCUGCUAACAUUAUUGGACUUGCUAACUAUUAUCACAGUGUUAGAAAAUCAGUUGACAACAUUCUCAGGAAUCUGGAUGCUCAAGUUGGUAAACCAAUGAUUAUGACAAACCCACACUGCUCUCAUAAAGAAGAUGACAUGAUCACCGGAGAGAGAAAGCCUAAAAUUGACCUGUUUAGAACUUGUAUUGCUGUCAUUCCAAGAUGUAUCCCAGAAGGRAUGACUAAGUCAGAGCUGGUAGACUUUCUCUCCAAACUCACAAUGCAUAUGGAUGAAGAACUUAGAGGGCUGGCCUUCUCUGCUCUUCAAACRUUAACAAUGGACUUUGCUGACUGGAGAGAAGUAGURAUUCUUGAACAUGACCUUCAUAUAUUUGAAUGGUUGUCGUGUUUAUUGUUUYCUGCAGGUUUUGUCAACUUCAUACUAAAAGACGUACAGGAUAAUUUCUUAAUCAAAGAUGCACAYGAUAACCUUAUCCCACUGCUGGACAGUGGCUUAAGYAUGCUAUUACAACUCCUGGCAGUUUGGAAGCAAGCUCUCAUUACUUCAGAUCCUAGUAGUAAGAAUGGUGAUGGAGAUACCAUUGAGUUGUCAUCUCAUAAUCUACCAAGUGACAAAGAYCUGGACAGCAUUGGUGUUUUACACAAUGUCGAAGGUUGUGCUCUUGUUAUGCUGUGUAAUUCAAGGCCUUCUAUUCGRAGACUUGGAGUCAUGGUAUUGAAGGAAGUCAGAACUCUCUUUCCUUUGAUUGAUCCUGACAAUGAGGAAAGAAAAGAAAAAGCUGUGAUGGAUGUCAUUGAGCAGGUAUUUUCAACAGUGUUAGACAAAACACUUACUGCAGUUCCUCAAAGUGAAAAGCUUUUCUCUGGACAACUUGGCAAUAUUGAUAUACUUGUGAUGAAUGAUCGUCUUGGUACCUUUGCUGAUCAAGAGAGCAGUGAACAAAUGUUGAUGCUGUGUAAUGAUUUGUGGCUGAACGUUCUUGCUGGAUUACUAGACAAGAACUAUUUACCUGAGUCAUGCCAGUCUGCUUUACAGUUUAGUUGGCCUGCAGUGUUUAAUAGAUUGUUGAAUGUCUAUGCUGUCAUUGACCCAGGUGCUUCAGGUAUGGAUUCUAUAACAAGUUUAUCAUCCAUGUAUAACCGUGGACCUAAGAAGACUUCUAACAUGGGWGAUAUCCGAUUAUGGCGCAAUUACUUGGUGUUUGCAUGCUGUACCCACCCUAAAACACCACCAUCAAGAAGUGAAUCACCUGACCAAGACGGGGGAACUUCUUCUGAAGGAUCAGACAAGGUGGACUCCAGACCACCAUCACCCCACAUGGUAGACAGCUUGUUUAGGUUUGCUGUUCCUCUUCUAAAGAGUGAUUGUCAUAAAAUAAGAGAAGCCAUCAUUUCUGGCCUGGGCAGAACAAGUCCAUCUUCAUACAGGGACUUUAUUGAAGAAAUUCACUUUUUAGUUAGAGAAGCUUUAGAUAGAAGAGCUGAGUCUGUGCGCAAGAGAAGGAAYAGAGACUCCUUACGAUCAUAUCUGACAAAGGUGUUUGAACUGAAUGCUCAGUACGGCUGCUUUGCUGACAGUGACAGUGAACUUGUGAAAGAAGAUGGGCUGAUAUCAUUCUUCAAGGACUAUAUUGAUGGAAUCAGGCUAUAUCUUGAGAGUGAACCUGARAAGGACUGGCCAGCAAUCAUGCAUCUAAGACUAUACUUCUGUAACUUUGUUUACAAGUUGAUCACUUCUGUUCCAAAGUCACAUAAAGUGUGCCUGCUUCCAAGGGAUCUUCGAUGUAAUUUGUUUUUCCUGUUCAGUAGCUGGUGUGCUCAUUUUGGUGUCAAGAUACCUGGAGUAGACAGAGCCCUGCUUAUACCUAGUGCUCAAAGUAAUGAUUUAGAACUUGCCACCUUGCAUGCAAUGUGUGGUAUUCUUCAGUGUGGGCCAAUGUUUGACUCUGAUGGUCUUUCUAGUAGUGGCUAUUUGUACAGCUGGCUAAAACUGGUUUUGAACUCACCUAAAGAAAAGAUUCAUCUUCUUGGCCGUAAUACCCUCACACUCUUAUUGGAAAAUAACAGCAGUACUCCCACGUUAUUACAUUGGGUUAUUGACAAGUGRUAUACUGGGACUAAACUAAUGGCGAGUGGCUGCUUUAGAGCUUUGUGUAGUGUCUUGACAAAGAGGACUGACUAUCCAUGUGAGAUGAUUCCUCUGUUGAAUGUUGUACUAUUCAAAACAGCUGAUACAUCCAUUGAUUUACGUGAAAAAGCAGCUCAACUUCUGCAAAUACUAGAGAGGCGUUUCUUCAAGUACACGCCUCCUUCCAUUUCUUGCUCYGCUCACUGCAGCUACUCACAGUCGCAGAGUGAGCUCUCUACAGCCCUAGCCAAGGCUCAUCCAGAGAUAACUGUCUACAUGUUUGAAGAAAUGACAUCAAGAUUUCAGAGUACUGCACCAGCUGGUCAGAGGUGUAUCUUACAGUAUAUGCUGCCUUGGUUGGCCAAUAUUGAGCUGGUUGAUUUGGCAAACCCACUAUCAUUGCCUAAUAUUGAGGUAGAACUUGACGAUGAAAAGGAAGACCAAUCAGAGGUCUUGUUGCCGAUAGAUCUGAAUGGAGAAGGUUGGGGAUCAGUAGAGGCUACUCGACUUGUAUUGAACAAUUUAUUCUARAUCACAGUUAAGUAUGAUGAUCACUUCAGUAAAGAGAUCGAGGCAGCUUGGGCRAGRCUGGUGUGUAGUCAAUGGGUCAACAACGUCCAUGAAAUCCUCAGUUACUUYAUCACACUUGCRGGAGUCGUUGGACAAUCAGAAGUGCUAGUCCAUGCAAAGAAACUUGCAGUUUAUAUAGCCAGGGCACAAACCGACCAAACUGUUGAUGAAUUAAUGGAGGAACUUAAGCUAACAGAAACAGUAGCCUCUCAGUUCGAACGUAGUGACGAACCGCCAUAUUUUAAAGUUGUCAGUAAAACGUCAUGUAGUAGAGACUCUGUGUGUGAACAGACYGACACGAAAAAGACUACACAGUCUCUUAAUAAGAAUGCUAAACUACUGGAAGAAUCUACCAAGAAAGAGACAAAAGAAGAGAAAAAAUCUGACAGUCUUCCAAGAAACCCGAGUUUAGAGAAAGGGUCAAGUACAGACCAGCCUGACAUGGCCCCUCUUGCUGAACCAGAGGAUGUAGAYGAUGACAGCAAGGUGGAGUCAUUCCAGGAUGCUUACUGGCCACAGGAAUGGGUGUUWAGAGUGUACAAGGCUGGUGUUGCUGUUCCUUUACCAGUACCUGACAGACAGAAAUACUACGCUCCUCUUGAUGAUGUCCUACCAUUCGCUUCUACGGCAGCCUCGCUGUACAGAUGUAAUUUUGCUUUGAUGGUUCUUACUGAGCUGGUUCUCGAUCAACCACAAGUGGACUGGGGACGACAUGUUCCUCUAAUGUUACAUCUCAUUUUCUUAGGUCUUGACCACGGCAAGACYUUGGUAUAUGAGCACUGUAAACGAUUACUAGUGAAUCUCGUUAUCAUCGUUGUCUGUCAUGGUAAUUACAUACACAUUGCUCAACCAUUGGCUGAUUUUAUGGCUGGAUCAGAGCAAAGCCUUGGRAAACAUGGUCAACUACAGAAGUCUGUGUGGACUUUAGACAUAGGGAGUAUGGUGCGUAUUCCUGACACCAAUGAAACUAGUGCUGGCACUGGUCACAUUACCAAGACAAAAACUAACCAUGUUACCGAUGACAAUGGCCAUGCAAACGAGUCUGAAAAGUUUACUGCAGGCGGUGAACUCACAGAUGAUGAUGAUAACGAGACAGCCAAAUAUGAAAGUGUCAAAAGCCUUAUUGAGUUCCUCUCUAACAGUAUCAGCAAACCUCUAUGGUCAUUUGAGGACAUAACUCCCCGUAACUACAAGAUCAAAAGUGCUGAACAAAUGGAYAUAUUCCUGGCUUUAGUCAUUCACAUKUUUAGRACCACYGACAUCGGUUCAUCCGUGCAGAGAGAUUGGGCWAAAGUUGCACUACAAUGGGCUACGACAUGCUCAUCAAGGCAUUAUGCAGGUCGAUCAUUUCAAGUGUUCAGAGCWCUUAAAGUUCCUCUAUCUUGGCCAAUGCUGAGUGAUGUACUGUCRAGACUGGUUGAGUCUGUAGGUGAUACCAGCGAAGAUGUACAGGGUUACGUCAUGGAAAUUCUGUUAACAUUAGAAGCUUGUACAGACUGGACAAUGUACGAUUCAGUUGGUGAUGGUCCCGCGGGACGGGAUAGGACUGUUAUACCCUAUGGUCGAGACCAAGACGACAAAGAAAUGGACCAGUACGAUGAAUUAGCUAAUGUCCUAUCCCCCCUAGGGACGCCUGGUAGAACCCCCCUUAGUUCUCGAAGUGGUCUUUUGAAUGAUAACCUGUCAAUAAGACACAUCAGGUCCCUUAGUAGUGGCUGUGAUAUAKGAAGUGCUUUGGGUUUCUAUACGUACAUGGGUAGAAUAAACCAUCAYAACAYCGACAUGUUACGCGCUAGAAGUGCAAGUGUUCAAUGUCUUCGCAUGACCAAUGAAGUCAGCCAACAGACUCAGACUGAUAUGAUAACACGUGUAUUUUGGAUUGCUGUCUCGUUAUUCGAGUCUGAUUACGACCACGAGUAUCUAAUGGCAGUAGAACUACUCAAUCAGGUGAUGACAUUCCUAAACCUUGGAAGACACGAAUCUAGAGAUCGACUGGAAAAGGUUCUCAAUCGUUUAAAUUGGACUGAGUUCCCAGGUUUACAAGCUUUGGUCCUCAAGGGUCUUACCAGCGCUGGAACGAGUGACGUCUCUCUACGUCUCCUGGCGAGGCUUACAGAAUUCACUGAUGUAGCAAUCGUAGAUCCUUCACAAGUAUCAGGCUUUGGGUUGAAUAUCCUGGCACUUUUGUCUUACAUGGCGGAACACUUCGAUGAACCUGAUGAAUUCAGUAAAACAUGUGCUGAUAAUAUCGUCCAGGUGUGUUGUCGUACAGUUAGUCUUAGUAACUUGGGUAAAAUGUUCAAAAUGUACGCUGAUAAAUCAUAUCAUCGACCAAGAAUCACCUGGAUUGAUGUUGUUUGUAAAUACAUCCAUGAUUCGUACAGUCGGUACAGCAAGUCUUAUGUCACAUUCCUUUUAGAGGUCUUGGAGUACGGCCCGCAGUCCUAUCAAGAAUCUGUGCUAGCUAUCCUGUGUGCUCUAAUCAAACAAAUCGACUUCUCAUCUGUUGCUAUGAGACAAUUUCAUAAUAAUGUGCUUAAAGUUAUUUCUAGGUAUCUGAAGGGGAAUUACUGGAAAGAGUCCCUCGAGAUUCUCAAAAUAGCCGUCUCGAACUCCUCUAAUCUGGACACCCCGCCUCCACGACCAAAAAGUACUAUAUGGUCGAGUUAUGACAGUAGUUGGGCUAUCGACGCACUUCCUGUCAAGAAAGAACUACCAGGUCGAACACUAGAGUUCACGUACGAUCUGUCAUCUGUUCCUGUGAUAGGWACUAAAAGUACAAUAGAAAACAACGCUGAACAGGCCAAGAUAACACCUGAUAUUCCUUCUCCUAGAAAACCCAACACAUCUCAGCGACGAACACGCGAACGUCUCGUCCACGUCCUACAAACAUGUGGUCACACGGUUGGCUUGAAGCAAAGUCCAUCUGUUGUUUUUAGCUCAUCGAGUGACUUGGCUGUUGAAAAACCAACUGAUCACCAGUCAUCUAAUGAAGACGUUAACAAUGAAUCUCGUAAAGAGGAUCAGAUUAUGGGUGUCUUGACCAACUUUGACUUUCUGGAUGAUGUAUCUAUUGACAGCAAUGAUGAGAGUGGUUUUGUUAUGUGGCCAGUAGAGAACCUUGAAGCACAGUCCAUUGAUAAAGGGAUGCUACAAACCAAUUCUUUCUCUGGWAGUGAUCUUGACCUAACCACACCUCAUGAAUCAUCAGAUGAAGACGACGAGCUGAAUCGCUCCAUGAAUGAAGGYUCRGUGAGUACAACGUGCGCAGCCGUCGAAUCAGAAUCUGCUGCCGAGUCAGCUGCUGAGUCUGUGGGUGAAUUAGAGUCGUCAGUAGACCAGGAGGUUAUCAUAGAAAUAUCAAAUGAAGGUCCUGAAAGCACAAGCACUGAGUCAGCUGUGGGGACAUCGCCCUCAGGUCGAGGAGAGUAUCAUUURUACGCUGUGACUGAAGCUCCAAACGCCUCUGAUGACGUGGAGUUGCUAUGGAMRGACCAUAUUUCAGCUYUCGUCAAAGAUACAACAGGUGUAACCUCUGUUAACACYUACGCAUUGUUUUGGUCUUUGUACAAAYSAACUCGACGGAAGUUCUAUUCUUUGACAAGGGAAUGCUGCAACUACUUGGAUGAGAAGUUUCGAGACGUUUCGCAACACUUCUGCAACACAUUGGAGUUUCUCGUCGCUCGUGGCGACUGCCCUUAUGUGUGUUUYGACACAGAGACACUGAAAAAGAGUCGUUUAUUUGACAAGCAAAAGUUUAUGAUACUGGAAUUGCAUGAUCAUUACCUGAACUAUGUCACCAAUAGCAACAAGACAACUGAAUACCUGGACUUCGUUAAGUUAGCCAUCAAACGAUCUUCUGUUGGAUCACAUAACGAAGAACCUGAUGUAUAUACACUUGUUGAUAAAGUAGCUCUUGAUCAACGACAAUUGGAUCUUUGCCGGUCGUUAUACCAGAUGCAUUUCCAGUUCUUGUUGUUGUGUAGUACCUAUUGUCGACUAUUGGAAGCACUGGUCAAGGGAGCUCAAGCAGCCAAGGUUAAUGAUUACACUCAGAAAGCCAGUUCAAUCAGAGCUGAAAUAGUCUCAGUAUUGGAGCACCUACCCCAAACAACUGACGAACCUAGCACUCUAACCAAUGAACACCUUACACAGGACGCAGCAAUACAGCACCUGACGGAUAGACUUGUCAACAAAGACGUCGAACAAGCAGUCUACCUAUUGAGAACGUUUCGAGAUAAAUUCGACGGUGAAAGAUUCGGGAAAUCAGACGAUGACAAUCUUGACGUUCUGUUGACAUUGUUCUGUAGACAAACGGCUGAGAAAGAUAUUGGCAGCCUCGUUAUGUCCAGCCAACCUGCGCAGUUCUCCUGUCUAUGUAACGAAUUAAUGGAUGUGAAUUUAUCUGCUUUAGCAGCUUUAGAUGAGCUUGUUUUUCCUUACAUGUUUAUAUGGCAUUGUAAAGGGAAUUACUGGAAAGAGUCCCUCGAGAUUCUCAAAAUAGCCGUCUCGAACUCCUCUAAUCUGGACACCCCGCCUCCACGACCAAAAAGUACUAUAUGGUCGAGUUAUGACAGUAGUUGGGCUAUCGACGCACUUCCUGUCAAGAAAGAACUACCAGGUCGAACACUAGAGUUCACGUACGAUCUGUCAUCUGUUCCUGUGAUAGGWACUAAAAGUACAAUAGAAAACAACGCUGAACAGGCCAAGAUAACACCUGAUAUUCCUUCUCCUAGAAAACCCAACACAUCUCAGCGACGAACACGCGAACGUCUCGUCCACGUCCUACAAACAUGUGGUCACACGGUUGGCUUGAAGCAAAGUCCAUCUGUUGUUUUUAGCUCAUCGAGUGACUUGGCUGUUGAAAAACCUACUGAUCACCAGUCAUCUAAUGAAGACGUUAACAAUGAAUCUCGUAAAGAGGAUCAGAUUAUGGGUGUCUUGACCAACUUUGACUUUCUGGAUGAUGUAUCUAUUGACAGCAAUGAUGAGAGUGGUUUUGUUAUGUGGCCAGUAGAGAACCUUGAAGCACAGUCCAUUGAUAAAGGGAUGCUACAAACCAAUUCUUUCUCUGGAAGUGAUCUUGACCUAACCACACCUCAUGAAUCAUCAGAUGAAGACGACGAGCUGAAUCGCUCCAUGAAUGAAGGYUCRGUGAGUACAACGUGCGCAGCCGUCGAAUCAGAAUCUGCUGCCGAGUCAGCUGCUGAGUCUGUGGGUGAAUUAGAGUCGUCAGUAGACCAGGAGGUUAUCAUAGAAAUAUCAAAUGAAGGUCCUGAAAGCACAAGCACUGAGUCAGCUGUGGGGACAUCGCCCUCAGGUCGAGGAGAGUAUCAUUURUACGCUGUGACUGAAGCUCCAAACGCCUCUGAUGACGUGGAGUUGCUAUGGAMRGACCAUAUUUCAGCUYUCGUCAAAGAUACAACAGGUGUAACCUCUGUUAACACYUACGCAUUGUUUUGGUCUUUGUACAAAYSAACUCGACGGAAGUUCUAUUCUUUGACAAGGGAAUGCUGCAACUACUUGGAUGAGAAGUUUCGAGACGUUUCGCAACACUUCUGCAACACAUUGGAGUUUCUCGUCGCUCGUGGCGACUGCCCUUAUGUGUGUUUYGACACAGAGACACUGAAAAAGAGUCGUUUAUUUGACAAGCAAAAGUUUAUGAUACUGGAAUUGCAUGAUCAUUACCUGAACUAUGUCACCAAUAGCAACAAGACAACUGAAUACCUGGACUUCGUUAAGUUAGCCAUCAAACGAUCUUCUGUUGGAUCACAUAACGAAGAACCUGAUGUAUAUACACUUGUUGAUAAAGUAGCUCUUGAUCAACGACAAUUGGAUCUUUGCCGGUCGUUAUACCAGAUGCAUUUCCAGUUCUUGUUGUUGUGUAGUACCUAUUGUCGACUAUUGGAAGCACUGGUCAAGGGAGCUCAAGCAGCCAAGGUUAAUGAUUACACUCAGAAAGCCAGUUCAAUCAGAGCUGAAAUAGUCUCAGUAUUGGAGCACCUACCCCAAACAACUGACGAACCUAGCACUCUAACCAAUGAACACCUUACACAGGACGCAGCAAUACAGCACCUGACGGAUAGACUUGUCAACAAAGACGUCGAACAAGCAGUCUACCUAUUGAGAACGUUUCGAGAUAAAUUCGACGGUGAAAGAUUCGGGAAAUCAGACGAUGACAAUCUUGACGUUCUGUUGACAUUGUUCUGUAGACAAACGGCUGAGAAAGAUAUUGGCAGCCUCGUUAUGUCCAGCCAACCUGCGCAGUUCUCCUGUCUAUGUAACGAAUUAAUGGAUGUGAAUUUAUCUGCUUUAGCAGCUUUAGAUGAGCUUGUUUUUCCUUAGUUGUAAUUGUUAUUUGCUGUUAGUGUCCCUGUGGCAUAAUUCAUGGGAGGGUAAAUUGUAAAUCUUCAUCGAGUGGACGAAUAGUUAUCUGUAGUAAAUAUACUUUAAUAAAGGCUUAUAGGAUAAGCCUAAUCAGAUAUAUAAUUUUGCGACUUUGCAAGAAAAAUGUAAUAGUAUUCAGUAAAUUUCCAUUAUUUAUCAUUCAGAGUAUUUGUACGAUUUUCUCAAUAUUGCUGAUAACUUUAUGUGUCAUGCAGCAUGUUUAUAUGGCAUUGUAAAGUAUCCAUAGACUUUGCUAAAUUUAUUACUGACAAAAUUGAAUGCAUGAUAAAUAAAAUACAUUAAAUGCA